Messenger RNA from Misgurnus anguillicaudatus (oriental weatherfish), 2957 nucleotides. It is a transcript of the gene slc19a2, whose product is annotated as solute carrier family 19 member 2. The record is from RefSeq and is a predicted model, not a curated record. Gene Ontology annotation, cellular component: plasma membrane. Gene Ontology annotation, biological process: vitamin transport; transmembrane transport. Lineage: Eukaryota; Metazoa; Chordata; Actinopteri; Cypriniformes; Cobitidae. Gene Ontology annotation, molecular function: vitamin transmembrane transporter activity.
UCGUUGCUCUGUCGUCAUUUUUCUGCGACAACACUUUACUGGCUCGUGUUCUGAAAGCGCGAGCCUACAAGUUAAGUGAGAAGGUCAGUAGGCGCGCGAGGGGUUAUGUCUCAACCAUGGUUAUGUCCUACCGUUUUGCUCUGCAUUUAUGGGUUUUUCUGCAGUUACAGACCUCUGGAACCUUUUUUAACUCCAUUUUUGAUGGGACCUGACAAAAACCUUACAGAGAAAAUGGUUGUGAAUGAGAUCUACCCAUUCUGGACCUAUUCCUACCUUGUCCUGUUGUUUCCUGUUUUCCUGGCCACAGAUUACCUCCGCUACAAACCUGUGCUCAUUGUCCAAGCAGCCAGCUUCAUAGUGACUUAUGUCUUGCUUGUGAAAGUCCGAAGCGUGCCUUCAAUGCAGUUGUUGGAGUUCUUUUUUGGACUUGCCACUGCCACUGAAGUGGCCUACUAUUCAUACAUCUACAGUGUUGUAGAGCCAUCUCAUUAUCAGAAGGUGACUGGUCUUUGCCGGAGUGUCACACUGUUGGGCUCGGCCGUUGGCUCACUAACGGGGCAGAUUCUGGUGUCUGUCGGCCAGGUGCGCCUCUUUUACCUGAGUGUCAUCACGCUGGUGUCUUCAUGCGUAGCUUUUGUCGCCCCUUGGUUUCUACCCAUGCCCAGCAAGAGCCUGUUCUUUCACCAGAUAGAGGGCAGCUCUCAGGAUGAAGCAACUCAUGAACCCAUGAACAGCAGCCCGCUGAUCAGCACAUUGGAGGAUUCAGAGUCAAACAGGCAACUUGGUGCAGACAAAAGAACGGGUCUGAAGAAGAGAACAAGCAGUGCUGGAUUACUUGAAGUGUUAAAAAUGCUCUGGGCAGACUUUUUGCAGUGUUACUCCUCUUCUACACUUCUGACCUGGUCAGUUUGGUGGGCUUUGUCCACCUGCGGUUACUUACAAGUGAUCAAUUAUGCUCAGGCACUUUGGGAGAAAAUCUUGCCAUCCACUAAUUUUGAGAUCUACAAUGGCUACGUGGAGACCAUUUCUACAUUGCUUGGUGCUUUAGCCGCCUUUGUGGUGAGCUUUGUGAAAGUGUCGUGGGCAGUAUGGGGAGAACUUGCUCUCUGUAUUUUCUCUGGGGUAAUCGCUGUGUGUGUGUACCUCAUGGUCACCAUCAAAAAUAUCUGGGUGUGCUACACCUCCUACGUGCUGUUCAGAGCUACUUACAUGCUGCUGAUCACCAUAGCAACGUUUCAGAUUGCUGCAAAUCUAAGCAUGAAACGAUAUGCUUUGGUGUUUGGAGUGAACACCUUCAUUGCACUUCUACUUCAGACUCUGCUUACUGUGAUUGUAGUAGAUUCAGCCGGUCUAGGCCUGGACAUUUUCUUGCAGUUUUUCAUCUAUGCUAGUUAUUUUACUGCAGUGGCAGCAAUUUUCUUCAUCGCCUGGCUUUAUAAAAUAGUCAAGAGGAGGAGAUCUGGAGACCAGACUGACAGUGGACUAAAUGUGUUGGCCUCAACAGAGGUAGACACUGUAGUCUCUAAAGACAUGAGACAUGUUACAGAGGCUUGAAUUUCCUCAAAUCCUCAUUCCUGUGCAUUUUAGCACAAGAUCAUGAAGUUAUAAUGUGAAUUCAGUCGGGAUUUACAAAUAAGGAAGGUUACUUUCUUAAGCAUUGGUGUGAAUGACUCAUAAUUGAUCACAUAAUUAUACACCGUAGGUGACAAUUUCAGUUCGCACAAUGUUUAUAUAUAAAUAAUGCACUGCACAAAUGAACAAAUUGUUUUUAUGAAAAAAAAAAACAAUUUCAUUGCCUUACUUUACUGCUGUUACUUAAAAUUAAGCAACUCGGUUGCCAAAGGGUGAGAUGGUUUGAGGAUGGACACUUCCAUCCAAAAAUAAGAAUCUUUUUUUUAAACUGGACUGUAAAGUACAAUUUUUUUGUUAUUGUCACUCUCUAUGAACAGAGUAUGGAUAAUUUCUAAAGCAUUUGUAUAUUAGAAUAUUUUCAAUGAAUAUUAUUUAUGUUUCAAGAGCAGUCAAAUUGAGUUUGACAAAUGUUUCUAAAUUUGUGUCAAAUUUAGAAAAGGAAUGAGAUUUAUUGUUUUUAGACAGGGCCAAAACGUUUCUGGAUGGUUUUAAGACACUUAAGUAUUUACAGGUUAAUUUAUAAAGUAAUGUAUUAUUAAACAUCCACAGGUCUCACAUAAAAUGACUCAAGCUUAAUGUCAUGGGACACCAGUUUAAUGCAAAGUAUGCCACAUUUGUGGUAUAUGUAAUGGUUUUUAUUUAAUUGGGUCAAUACUACUUGGAUUAUAUAAAAAAUAUAUAAUUGCACAGUGUAAAUAUCACGAUAAUACACUUUCGUGAUUAUGCCUAAAAAUCUGAAAAUAAAUUUGUUCAAGGCAAUGUUUUCCUAUUUAUAUAAAGAACUGUGCACUGUAUCUAAUUCUGUUACAAUCACCGCAACCUAUUCCUUUUGAAGAAAUGUUUCAGGGGAAAGUGGCUUAGUAUUACUUUUAUGGCUAUGCCAUGCUUAAAAUAUCUAAAGUAAAAUUUAACUUUCACAAUGAUAUCUUGCAAAUCAGACUUCAUUUGAAGUGUACAUUUUACAGGCAAAAUUGACUUUUUGAAAUGAAAAUGCUAGAAAAUGUUUGAUUGUAGAAAUGAAAUCACAAUUGCCAGCAUUAUAGCAAAGGUGUCCUUUAUUCAUGUUUAUAAUCACUGGUAACGGUUCAUUUGAUGGUACUUUGGGAACUUGAGACCAAAACAGAGGUGUGUGAGUACUGUGUGUGGCCAUUUCAGAAUGUCCCCUAAACUUUAUUUAUUUUGUAUGUUGUGUGAUUCAAGUUGUUGGACACAAAAUCAGAACUGUAGUGUGUUCUGUAGCACUGCACUUCAUUGUUUUUCUUUGACUACUGUAGAGUUUUUUGAUAGAGAAGUAAAAACCAUGGAAAUAAAAACAUUUAAUAAAA